Molecule: messenger RNA, 4760 nt
Organism: Oncorhynchus nerka (sockeye salmon)
Lineage: Eukaryota; Metazoa; Chordata; Actinopteri; Salmoniformes; Salmonidae
Gene: tmem269
Product: transmembrane protein 269
Exons: 8
Coding region: 1911-2528 (205 amino acids)
Biological process (GO): phospholipid biosynthetic process
Cellular component (GO): membrane
Molecular function (GO): phosphotransferase activity, for other substituted phosphate groups
Source: RefSeq, a predicted model, not a curated record
GAAAUAAUACAUAUGGAAUAAUGUAGUAACCAAAAAAGUAUUAAACAAAUCAAAAUAUAUUUGAGAUUCUUCAAAUAGCCACCCUUUGCCCUGAUGACAGCUUGGCAUUCUCUCAACCAGCUUCACCUGGAAUGAUUUUCCAGCAGUCUUAAAGGAGUUCCCACAUAUGCUGAGCACUUGUUGGCUGCUUUUCCUUCCCUCUGCGGUCCGACUCAUCCCAAACCAUCUCAAUUUAGUUGAGGUCGGCUGAUUGUGGAGGCCAGGUCAUCUGAUUCAGCACUCCAGCACUCUCCUUCUUGGUCAAAUAGCCCUUACACAGCCUGGAGGUGUGUUGGGUCAUUGUCCUCUUGAAAACAAAUGAUAGUCCCACUAAGCCCAAACCAGAUGGAAUGGUGUAUCGCUGCAGAAUGCUGUGGUAGCCAUGCUGGUUAAGUGUGCCUUUAAUUUUAAAUAAAUCACAGACAGUGUCACCAGCAAAGCACCCCCACACUAUAACACCAUCUCCUCCAUGCUUUAUGUUGGGAAAUACACAUGCAGAGAUCAUUCGUUUACCCACACCACAUCUCACAAACACACGGCGGUUUGAUCCAAAAAUCUCACAUUUGGACUCCAGUCCAAAGGACAAAUGUCCGCCGGUCUAAUGUCCAUUGCUCGUGUUUCUUGGCCCAAGCAGUCUCUUCUUAUUGGUGUCCUUUAGUAGUGGUUUCUUUGCAGUAAUUUGACCAUAAAGGCCUGAUUCACACAGUCUCCUCUGAACAGUUGAUGUUGAGAUGUCUGUUACUCUGAAGCAUUUAUUUAGGCUGCAUUUUCUGAGGCUGGUAACUCGAAUGAACUCAUCCUCUGCAGCAGAGGUAACUCUGGGUCUUCCAUUCCUGUGGUGGUCCUCAUAAGGGCCAGUUUCGUCAUAGCGCUUGAUGGUUUUUGCGACUGCACUUGAAGAAACUUUCAAAUUUCUUGAUAUUUUCCGUAUUGACUGACUUUCAUGUCUUCAAGUAAUGAUGGACUGUCAUUUCUCUUUGCUUAUUUGAGCUGUUCUUGCCAUAAUAUGGACUUGGCCUUUUACCAAAUAGUAUCACCCCCUACCUGGUCACAACACAACUGAUAUGCUCAAACGCAUUCAGAAGGAAAGAAAUUCUACAAAUGAACUUUUAAGAAGGCACACCUGUUAAUUGAAAUGCAUUCCAGGUGACUACCUCAUGAAGCUGGUUGAGAGAAUGCCAAGAGCGAAAAGCUGUCAUCAAGGCAAAGGGGGCUACUUUGAAGAAUCUGAUUUGUUUAAAACUUUAUUUUGGUUACUACAUGAUUCCAUAUGUGUUAUUUCAUAGUUUUGAUGUCUUCACUACUAUUAUACAAUGUAGAAAAUAGUAAAAUAAAGAAACCCUUGAAUGAGUAGGUGUUCUAAAACUUUGGACCAGUAGUGUAUAUUUGCAAAAUAAGUAUUACGUGAGUCAAUAUGACUAACAAUAUUGACACUAUCAAAUGGUGUUUACUGUACAUACUGAGACAGCCCCCUCAUUUGAAUGUUUUAUUCUGAAAAGUGGAAUAGUCUUAUCGAAUGGUGGGUCUCCAAUAAACGUACAUACUACUUGGUUUCUUCCAGCACACCAAUAAGCUCUUUCUGAGCGAGCAGGCCACUGGUGUCCAGCUCAAGGAGUUUGUACGCAAAAAUGCAGCCAAUGCUCUGUCUAUGGCCAACAUGCUUAUGGGCAUGGCCUCUAUUCUCUGCAGCCUGAACGGAUUCCGUCUCUCACAGUUGAAGUGUACCUAUGAUAAAAAAUUACAGACCUCUACAUGCUUUAAUUGUUUGGUGAGCUACUCAAAGGUGAGCUGGGCUGUGAACUACUGGUAGCUCACGAUCAACCUGUUGGAGACCCCUGCCUUAGACACUGUCGUGCUUGGAAAAACCCAGGAUGCCGGCCGUUUCUGAGAUACUGGAACUGGCACACCUGCCACUGACAAUCAUACCAUGCUCAAGCCACCAACAUGCUGCCUGCUGGCUGGUCCUGAUUGGCUACCUGCUGGACUUGGCAGACGGGGCAGUUGCCAGGCGACUGGAUGCAUGCUCUGCACUAGGUGCUAAACUGGAUGAUUUUGCAGAUUUCACAACCUUUGGGAUUGCAACUUCAUUGCUCCUGAGGACACAUGCCUUAAUGGACAACAUCCUGUGCAUGUGCUAUGUCCUGUCUGUGAUUGUCCGACUCUGCUUCUUCUCCAGCGGCAUCCCCUUCAUGUACCGUGGCCUGCCAUGUAUCUACUCUUCUGCCAUCCUUGCCUGUCUCUCCCUGUUGACCGGAGGUAACAUGGUGAUCCUGCGGGUCACUGCUGUGGCCAUGAUCCUCUUCAUGGUCAACCAGGGAUUCUACCCUCACGACAGGGUCCUGGAGUCACAGGCCUGGAAGAAGGUGGUCUACGCUGGAGGAGUUGUCAUCGUGUUCUGUUCCUCUUUCCCUCCGGCAUGUGUGUACUACCUGUUGUGGUCUGUGUCCUACAUUUUGUUCCCAACAACACUAUGGAGCUGCAAAGUGUAGUAGGCAUUAAAGGCCUUGCUACAAAUUCACACUCGCACAUGGCUUGUCAACAGGCUGUCCAGUGGGGUUAACUAAAGCGCCCAGACUGCUGCUGCCUACAGAGGAUCGAAACAGGACGUAAGAGGACGUUGUAAUGUUUUUGUAAGAUUGAACUGCCUUCUUCAUCAUGAACACUUGAUGGAUACUGUACCUUAGCCAUUUUGUUUUUGAAUAAGAUAGGGUUUGGGUAUCUGUAGCUAUUAUGUUUGUACAAUACAACUGCAGAGUCGUACUGUACUGCCUAGUGUGUGUGUGUGUGUGUGUGUACUGUAUCAUCCUUAUGCACAAAUUGUGCUUGAGAUUACUUCAACAAUAAUACAAAAAAAGUAUUUUCAGUCAUUAAUAAAGUCAUUGAGUAGCAGUUUUUACUGUAAAGAAUAAGAAAAUGUCAACAGUUUUUGCAGUAAAAAAAAACAUGGCCCCCUUUUUAUUUUUCUGAACAUAUAUUCAAACUAGAUUCAAACAUGCUUUCAAUUUGUAAGAUAUUUGUAAUACAAAAAAAAGUUUCAUUAUAUUGCAGAUACAAACCAAGUCAAUUAAAUCAUGUUUUUUAAAUUAUGGAAGACACUACCAUCUCGAGAUCUUAUGUUCUACUGUACUUAAAAUAACUACCAAAGUGAUUGUACAUAAGAAUUGUGUGUGGAUAUGGGAUUGUUGAGAAAUAUAGUUUUUUUAUUUUCCCAUCAACUGCAUUCUUUAAUUGGAAUAGUAUUUUUUUCUUCCUUAAAAUGUUCUAGCCAUUUUCAGACAAGAUUAGUUUGCUUUUAUUGCUAGCAAAAUGUAAUCGUGCUUUAAUUUAAGACAAUUGGGACAAUUAAGCAUUUUUUUCUUCUUUUGGCUCUAUACUUGGUUUGGAUUUGAACUCAAACAAUGACUAUGAGGUUAAAGUGCAGACUGCCAGCUUUAAUGUGAAGGUAUUUCAUCCAUACUGGGUGAAUUGUUUAGAAAUGACAUCACUUUUUCAAAAACAAAAAAUUCCUGUGUGUAGUAAAACAUUACAUUUUUGGUCCCAUAUUUGUAGCACGCAAUAAUUACAUCAAGCUUUUGACUCUAAAAAAUGUUGGAUGCAUUUGCUGUUUUGUUUUGGUUGUUUCAUAUGGUUUUGUGCCCAAUAGAAAUGAAUGGUACAUGAUGUAUUGUGUCAUUGGAGUCACUUUUCCUGUGAAUAGAAAUGUUUCUAAGCACUUGGUAGAACACAUUGUAGCACAGAUAAUCCUGAAUGAGUCGUGAAUAAAAAUGAUAACCGCCCCUGUUAUUGUAAUGGUGAAAGUUUAGCAUGUCUUGUGGGGUCUGAUACUUUUUCACUCAUUAUUCAUGGUUCAUUCGGGAUUAUCUGUAAUCGUGGUAGCAUCCACAUUGAUAUAGAAGUGUUUAGAAACAUAUUAUUUUCAAUAAAAGUCAAACAAAUUACACAAUACAUUAUUUACCAUUAAUUUCUAUUGGGCAGAAAAUAAUCUGAAACACAACUAAAACAAAGAGCAAAUACAUCCAACAAAAUUGUUAUUGAAUAUGGGACCAAAUAGUACUUUUUACUACUUUAAUACACAAGUGAAUUUGUCCCUCCCAUUUUAGGGGAGCAGUGUACAAAAAGUCCUGUCAUUUCUAAACGGUGAACCUGCUAUGGAUUACCCACCCACCACCAGCAUGGCUUUGUUUAUGAUUUAGAAACCGCUGCAAAAGUUAUUCAUCUUGGACCAUGUUGAGCCAAACAGUCCUCUGUCCACUUGACUGCCUGAACCAUGGAGCACAUACUUGUUUUAUUUUACCAUACAAUUAUCACAAGCCAUUGGAUAAUUUUGUCAUUUACCAUACAAUUAUCACAAGCCAUUGGAUAAUUUUGUCAAUUUUCGCUGUAUUAUAUAUAUAUAUAUAUAUAUGGUAUAUUGCGUGAUAUGUUAGCAUUUCGCAAACCCGCUACCACUGUCACCCCAAGAUGAACGGUUUUGAUUCACUACACGCUUCACUGCUUUGAUUGGUGUAAUGUUGGCAAGAAACCACAAAUGUCUAUACAGAUAAUGAAAAUGGACCUGCAAAAAAUAAUUUUAGGAACUUCUAGACGAAUUGGUUGUUUAGCCAAUAAACCGCUGCGUGCGCAACUAUGGGGUAUAAUAGACGGGGUUAGCUUAGAUUGUUGACAAAACUAUAUUUCAUCUCCAAUGUUUAUUGAAAACAUAAAUACAUUUGCACAAUGAA